Molecule: messenger RNA, 4074 nt
Organism: Equus quagga
Lineage: Eukaryota; Metazoa; Chordata; Mammalia; Perissodactyla; Equidae
Product: pantetheinase
Exons: 8
Coding region: 158-1702 (514 amino acids)
Molecular function (GO): hydrolase activity, acting on carbon-nitrogen (but not peptide) bonds, in linear amides
Source: RefSeq, a predicted model, not a curated record
ACACACAGGGAGCACAGAGCCAUAUGCAGGGAGGGUCCCAAACAGACUCUUUCCUCACAGCCCUCGGGAGGAGCCAACUCUGCUGACACCUUCGUCUGAACCUUUUUGCCUCCACAACCGACUUGAUCUAUCUCUCAGCAAAUCAUUGGAUUUCAGCAUGAUUUCUUCUCAGCUGCUCGCUUAUGUGGCAGUUUUGGUUUUCUGCACCUUCCAAGCCCGCUCCCUGGAGACCUUUAUUGCAGCUGUUUACGAGCACGCAGUGAUAUUGCCCAAUGCCACCCUAACGCCAGUGUCCCGGGAAGAGGCAUUGCUAUUAAUGAACCGCAAUCUGGAUCUUCUGGAGGGAGCAAUCGCCUCAGCAGCCAAGCAGGGUGCGCACAUCAUCGUGACUCCAGAAGAUGGUGUUUACGGCUGGAACUUCAGCAGGGACACGCUCUAUCCGUACUUGGAGGACAUCCCAGACCCUGAAGUGAACUGGAUCCCUUGCAACAAUCCCCACAGAUUUGGCCACACUCCAGUCCAAGAGAGGCUCAGCUGCCUGGCCAAGGACAACUCUAUCUACAUUGUGGCAAAUUUCGGGGACAAGAAGCCAUGCAAUGCCAGUGACCCUGAGUGCCCCCCUGAUGGCCGUUACCAGUACAACACUGAUGUGGUGUUUGAUGCUCAGGGAAAACUUGUGGCACGCUACCAUAAGCAAAACCUUUUCAUGGGUGAAGAUCAAUUCAAUGCACCCAAGGAGCCUGAGGUCGUGACUUUCAACACCACCUUUGGAAAGUUUGGCAUUUUCACGUGCUUCGAUAUUCUCUUCUACGACCCUGCUGUUACCCUGGUGACAGAUUUCCAAGUGGACACCAUCCUCUUCCCGACAGCCUGGAUGAAUGUUUUGCCACAUUUGUCAGCUAUUGAAUUUCACUCGGCUUGGGCUAUGGGCAUGGGGGUCAAUUUCCUUGCAUCCAAUAUACAUUACCCCUCAAUGAAAAUGACAGGAAGCGGCAUCUAUGCUCCUGAUUCUCCAAGAGCAUUUCAUUAUGAUAUGAAGACGGAGGAGGGAAAACUACUCCUCUCACAGCUGGACUCCCACCCGCACCACCCAGCAGUGGUGAACUGGACUUCUUUUGCCAGUGGUGUGAAAACACUCUCAACGGGAAACCAGGAAUUUAACAGCACUGUCUUUUUUGAUGAAUUCACCUUCCUGGAGCUCACCGAAGUCACAGGAAAUUACACAGUUUGUCAGAAAGCUCUCUGCUGUCACCUAAGCUACAAGAUGUCUGAGAAGAGAUCAGAUGAAGUGUACGCCCUAGGGGCAUUUGAUGGCUUACAUACUGUUGAAGGGAGUUAUUAUUUACAGGUUUGCACUCUGUUGAAGUGUAGAACCACGGACUUACACACUUGUGGUGACUCGGUGGAAACUGCUUCCACUAGGUUCGAUACGUUCUCCCUCAGUGGCACUUUUGGGACCCAGCAUGUCUUCCCUGAGGUGCUGCUGAGUGAAAUUCAGCUCGCACCUGGAGAAUUCCAGGUGUCAAGUGAUGGACGCUUGUUCAGUCUGCAGCCCCCCUCGGGACCUGUCCUGACAGUGACUCUUUAUGGGAGGCUGUACGAGAAGGACCAGGUAUCCGACGCCUCAUCAGACCUCACAGCACGAGCACUGAGAGUAAUGCUCAUAGUUCUAAUACCUAUUGGGUUCUCAUUAAGUUGGUAGAAUAUUUACAUUUUCUCUCUUUUAUUUUGGAUAAUUUAAAAAAUGAUGGAUAAGAAAAGAAAGAUGGGUCUAGGCUCCUGAUGAAAGUGGUUGUGGCCUCUGGCAUAAGUGAAUUACUAAUAUAUAUUUUUCUUUAUUUAGACACACACACACACACACACACACACACACACACACCAGACAAUGUGAGCUGGAUAAAUAGUGGUAACAUUUUGAAAGGUAAAAUCUAUAAAAUGAGAAUAACAAUUGUACCCGCCUUCGAGGGCUUUGUUCUUGAGAAUUAAGUGAGUCAAUACAUUUAAAGUGCUUGGUCAAGCUCCUGGCUUGUGGAAAGCACUGUAUAUGUGUUACCUAUUACAACAAUAUGUGACUGUCACAGUGAAUCCAACUGGGAUGUAUUUACUGCUGAAAUUACAUCCCCUCUGGUUGUUGAAAGUGCAGACAUUCAACAGUGGUUCAGCCGCCCUUCAUACGUCAAUUAGAAAAUCAAUGAAUGCAACACCAGUGGGUCGCUUUGGCCUGAUGUCUAGCACCAAGGCAUCCCAAAAGGCAGCUGGGAUUGCGUCUGGGCACCUUCUAGAGGACCUUCACAUUUUGUGUGUUUUUCAGUGGGAUUUACCACCUGUUUAGGGCUUUGCCUAUCUUGUCAGCCUGUAAGCGUAUUUACAGGGGGGCUCUAAAGCAGACAUUUACCAAAUCUGGCCUGUUAAUUGUUUUCAUAUGGCCUGUACACUAAGAAAGGUUUUUACGUUUCUAAAUGGUUGAAAAAGAAAAUCAAUAGAAUAACAUUUUGUAACACAUGAAAAUUAUGUGAAAUUCAAGCCUCCAUGCCUAAAGUUUUAUUGAACGCAGCCACGUUGACUUGUUUGGGCACUGUUGAUGAUUGUUGUCAUGCUGCAAUAGCAGAGUUGAAUAGCUGUGACGUAAACCAUAUGGGCAGAAAAGCCGAAAAUAUUUACUUCCUAGCCCUUUACAGAAAAAGAUUGCUACCCGUGCUCUAAAGCAUUAAAUAACAACGGAUUUUAGCACUGGAAACCUUAAAUACAAGUGAGCGGGCAAUGUGCCCUUGAGUAUCUUUCCUAUAAUUCUUCCACACAAGCAUAUAUAAAAUAUUUUUAUUUGCUUUGUAUUAUAUUACCAUCACACAAAAAAAGAUUACCUUGAUUAACUUAAGACCAAAUACACUAAAUGGACUAAUACACUAAACAGGAGAAUGUGGUUUUUAUAAAUGUGAUUGGUAUCUAUUCCCCGUAAGAUACCACACCAGAAAGUCUUUUGUUGCAUUUGGUGUAUUCUAAAAUUCCUGACAGAAAUCAUAUGAGUUUUUGUCUUCAAAGUUUUCCUGGAGAUCGACUAAGAACUGCUCUUAUGAAUACACUGUCUGAUAUUUUCCCCUGUGACAAACUUACUAACUUAGAAUUUCUCUUAAAAUUGAUUUUUCUUAAAACUCAACAUUGCAGCCGUGAAUUUACUUUUUAAAAAAUGGCAUUUACUACAUCCAUACCCAGCUCUGAUCAUUUUUUAAAUCUAGAUUUCUUUAAUGCAUACAUGUGUAUUUUAUGCUAAUUUCGAUGUGCUUUUUAACUGUAAUUUUUGUUACUUCUGCAUAAAACAUUUGGAAUGCUUCUUUGAUACAAACAACCAAAUUCCAAGAAAGACCAAUGCUCAAACACAGUUUUUUUCAUCUAUCUUUUUCUGCCUCAAUGAAUUUGAAUGGUCUAGCAAGCAAUUUUGACACUUCCUGGUUUGCAGAUACAAUUUAUGUUACCAACUUCAUGAUGAUGUAACAUGCACACCUACAUGUAUAUUCACUGUGGCAACCAGCUUACAAGGGAGCCCCCAGUGAGCCCCACUUCCAGGCUCCAAGGCCAGAUUCUCCAUGAUUAACGAUUCUGCUACUAUUAGCCUUGUCACCUAUAUAAGUCUGAAUCCAUUACCACUUUUAUUAUAACACAGAUCCUUAUUCAGUUCUGUUUAAGAGUUCCAAUGAUUUUACUUAUUUGCUUUGUUAGUUCUUUACCUAAAGAAUACAUUUCAGUUCUCUUAAGGCCUGAAUUGUGUCCCUCCAAAUUCAUAUGUUGAAAUCCUAACCCCAUACGUCAGAAUGUGACUGUAUUGGGAGAAAAGGUUGUUAAAGAUGUACAGUGAGGUCAUUAGGGUGGGCCUUAAUCCAAUAUGGCUGGUACUCUUAUAGGGCAGAUUAGGAGAUUAGGACGUAGACAUGCACAGAGUGAAGACCAUGUGAAGACACAGAGGAAGAUGGCCAUCUGCAAGGCAAAGAGGGAGGCGCUCAGAAGCAACCAACCCCGCUGACACUGUGAUUUGGACCUCUAGCCUCCAGAAUUGUGAGAAAAUAAAUUUCUGCUGUUCAA